GCAAGGUUACACCAAACCCACAUCUGGUCACCGGAUGUUGAUUGAAUUGUGUAUAUGUCAGGUAUAUAGAACACAAAUUUGUGGGGGUAAUGUGUUUGAGUGAUUGAUUUUAAAUCAUGAAGCGAGUUGGCUAUUGGUUGAGCGAGGAAAAGAGCAAGAAACUUAAUUUUGAGCGGUGUUUAGAAUUGUACAGAAAAGCAGGAGUACAGUUAGUCAAGCUAGACCUUGAGACGCCAUUGGAAGGUCAGGGACCGUUCCACAUGAUUCUUCACAAGUUCAUUGACAUUCUAGCUCUGUCACAACUUGGCUACGAGAGGGAACAUCGAUAUAUGAGAAAUAUUGAGGAGUUUAUCAGCAGACGCCCGGACUGUAUCAUAGUGAACCCUCUGGAUCGCUUGCAGCAGUUCAUUGACAGGAAACGCCUGUUCAGAACGGUUCAGGAAUGUUGUAACGAGAACACUGACACGGGAGUUUUUCUCCCUCCCUUUGCUGACCUCACAAGUAACGACGUUGACGGAAACCGAGCGAGGCUGAUGGAAGCCAAUGUUCGGUACCCUUUUGUUUGCAAACCGGUCAAUGCACAUGGAACGGAAGACUGUCAUAUGAUGGCGAUAGUCUUCAAUGAGGCCGGCCUGUGUGACGUCACAGCGCCCUGCGUGGCUCAUCAGUUCAUCAACCACGACGCCACCUUGUACAAGGUGUUCAAGAUUGGCCGGAAGCAGUACGUCAUUCGGCGCCCCUCGCUACGGAAUCUCUUUGUCGAAGACGGUCAGACUACAGUAUUUUUCAACACCCGAGACGUGAGCAAAAAGCACUCCGCUCAUCUGCUGACAAAACCAGAACCUUCUUCGUCUGAAAGUGCUCCAUUAGCGCCCGAAGCGUACAAACUAGACGUCUUUUGCGAAGCGUUACGUCAGAAACUGGGCGUCGACAUGUUUGGCGUUGACGUCAUAGUGGACCGCGAUACCCACAGAUGCGCUGUAAUUGACGUGAACUUCUUUCCUGGUUAUAACGAGGUAGAGACGUUUUUCGCAGAUCUCUUGGAGUAUUUAAGCUCCUUAUUCGCCCGACAAAAACAAGACCUGCCAACCGCGGAAAUGCCAUAGACGCUCCUAUAGGACGUGUUGUGUGUGGACAAGUGUUGGAGCUUCCAUAGAAGCCUCGUUCUAGAAAAACUGGGCUUAAUGCAUGUUCAUAAUGUGUCGUCAUAGAUAAGCCUGUGCAUUCCGCGUUUUUAAUCUAAAAUGGCAUGUACUGUAUAAAAUGAUAGAAAGGUGGCAUUAUACUUUUUUUCAAAUAAAAUAUACCCUUAAUUCCACUUAAUUUUUAAAAGCAGUAAAAUAAUAUAUAAGUUCUAAAUUAUUGGGUUAUAAAUAUUUGCAACUUGAUCCGUGCUAAAACGCAGUUAUAUUACACGCAUUACUAUAACUUUACCGGGCGCUAUUUAUAUAAAAAAAAAUCUGCAUAUUAAUCAUCGAUAUCUGUGUGGUAAAGAACGUUCAAUACUAUUAUACGAUAUAUACUGCAACACGGUUGACUCGCGGUACUUGAGGACUAUUCUCUUGCGUCUGGAAACGAUCAUCAUAUAUCACAUAAAUGAUUUAAAGGACAAUCAAAUUUAACUUAACUUUAUUGGAAAACUGCCUUUUUAUGACGAAAAUCCUUCAAUAUAAACUGCCGUAGAAACAAAUCCAACACCACUGUCCGCCAUUGUUGUUUAUUUUUUCUCCCGGUUUAUUCGCGGUAAAUAGGUUAAACAGCACCAAUUUUAUAUUAAACAUGAAUAAUCAAAGCUCUGGCAUAUCAUUUAAAGUAAAAAUCAAUAAGUUAUAUAACAAUUUAAAUAUAUGGAAUUUAAGACAUCAAAUAAAAUAAAUAGCACAGUUAUUUUCAAGCAAUGUCGUAUUGUUUCGUUACGACAAUUAACUGAACUAUAAAAAUUUAAAUAUUGUUAAAGUCUGAGUUUUAUGACAUUUAAUUACAAAAACAUCGCUUCCAAUCUGUAGCUAGAGAUGUUUUCUGUCAGAUUUGAUAAGAAGGGCAUGCAGGUUUGUUUAUUAACAAAAUCCAGAGGGCGCCAAUGAUAUACCGCGACUCAACCUGACGGGCGAGUUAACCGGGUUUGAGUAUAUUAUAUAUUAAUUUAUAAAAAAAGUAAGUAUAACUUGUAAUAAUUUUGCUAUUACUAUUUCGCCUGUUAAGAAAUUCGGAAAUGUAGUUUAUAUUGUGUACUUUUUUAUUUUUGUAUAUUUUUUUAUAUAUUUAUUCUUUUUUAAAGUCAAUAAAGGUGUCAUCACA
Dreissena polymorpha is the source of this 2298-nucleotide messenger RNA. Its product is annotated as inositol-tetrakisphosphate 1-kinase-like. The transcript has 10 exons. Gene Ontology annotation, cellular component: cytoplasm. Gene Ontology annotation, biological process: inositol trisphosphate metabolic process. Gene Ontology annotation, molecular function: inositol-1,3,4-trisphosphate 6-kinase activity; magnesium ion binding; inositol-3,4,5,6-tetrakisphosphate 1-kinase activity. The record is from RefSeq and is a predicted model, not a curated record. The coding region runs from base 117 to 1106 and encodes 329 amino acids. NCBI's taxonomy places the organism in Eukaryota, Metazoa, Mollusca, Bivalvia, Myida, Dreissenidae.